GUUAUCUGAUGUUUCUCUAUUGCAGACGCCCAGUCUCGUUGGUCAUUGCCAUUUCUAGUUUCGACUCAAAGAUGUGAACUUUAAGGAGUCUCCGACAUGUUUUCUGGGAUUCCGAAGUCCCCAGCGAAUCUCGUACCUAAAAGUGGUCGCUCAUCUCGCGCUGCAGCGGUAACCCCGCUCGUGCAUGCUUCUGAUCUUUCCACUCUCUUACAAGGGCGCGUUCCCCGCCUUCAUCUUCUUCAAAUCCACGCCCGCGUCUUCAGACUCGAUGGCCAGCAGGACAAUCUGGUGGCGGCCCGUCUCAUUGGCCAAUACCCAUCGCGCAUUGCGUUCGAAGUUUUCAAGCAGCUGAAGAGCCCCAACAUCUUCCCCUUCAACGCCAUCAUAAGGGUCUUCGCCGAGGAGGGCCUGUUUCCAAAGGCUUGGUCCCUGUUCAGAGCCUUGAAGCAGCGCCAGCUCUCGCCCAGUGAUUUCACUUUUUCGUUCCUUCUCAAGGCGUGUUUUCGAUGCGCGAGCGUCCGUCAAGUGAACCAAAUUCACACCCAUGUGCUCAAAGCUGGUUUCUGUGAGGAUCCUAUCGUGUGUAACGGCCUUCUCUCUGUUUAUGCCAAGUCCGUUAAGGAUUUGGUUUCCGCGUGUAAGCUGUUUGAUGAAAGUCCCCAGAGGAAUUUGGUAUCUUGGACUUCUUUGAUAUCUGGUUAUGCUCAGUCGGGUCAGGCUGAAGACGCGUUGCAGCUUUUCGUUGACGUUGUCCAAGAGGAUUUGAGGAUUGGAGAUGAAAUCCUCGUAAGCGUCUUAUCGGCGUGUUCUACUAUUCAGGUCGCCCAUCUGGAAAGAUGGGUUAAUAUUCUGUCAAAAUUUGUUGCAGAUGUGAAUCUUGAUGAUGUUAAACGGGAUUCGAUCAAUAUUGUUCUUAUACAUUUGUAUGGAAAAUUGGCGAGAAUAGAUAAGUGUAGGGAAAAAUUCAAUGAAAUAACUAAUCAUGGAAUUGGAAGAUUGCUUCCUUGGAAUCUCAUGAUAACUGCAUCUGUUCAAAAUGGUUGCCCUAUGGAGGCCCUGCAUAUUUUCCACCAAAUGCUGGAGGAUAGCAACCGAAAGCCUAAUGAAGUUACUAUGGUUAGUGUCCUUUCUGCUAGUGCUCAGGUUGGGGAUUUGGAUCUUGGCAAAUGGCUUCACAAUUAUUUGAGGUCAGAAGGAAGCAAAGGCAUUCUUCAAUCGAACAAAGUUCUAGCGACCGCAUUGAUAGACAUGUAUUGUAAAUGCGGGAGGCUGGAGGAGGCUAAAGAAGUUUUUGAUCAGAUGAUAUGGAAAGAUAUUGUCUCGUUCAAUGCUAUGAUCAUGGGUCUUGCAAUGAACGGUGAGGGAGAAGAGGCAUUGCGGCUAUUUUCCAGCAUCCGAGAUUUAGGUCUGCACCCUAAUUCUAGCACAUUUCUUGCAGCCUUAUGUGCAUGCAGCCACUCAGGCUUGUUGGAUGAGGGACGGAGGAUCUUCUCAGAGAUGCGGAUGAUGAUUUCAGUCUCUCCCGGUUUGGAGCACUAUGCCUGUUACAUCGAUCUCCUUUCACGUGUAGGUCAUAUUGAAGAAGGUUUAGGAGUUGUUGCCUCUAUGCCUUUUGAACCUAAUAACUUUGUGUGGGGAGCUUUGCUUGGGGGUUGCCUGCUCCAUGUUCGGGGAGAACUCGCUCAGCAUGUAUCGAAAAAGCUUGUGGAAGUCGACCCUGAAAACUCUGCUGGUUAUGUGAUGUUGGCUAAUGCAUUUGCAGCUGAUAGGCAAUGGGAUGAUGUCUCAGUUCUGAGGUGGUUCAUGAGAGAAAAGGGGGUCAAGAAGCAACCGGGACAUAGCUGGAUCCAAAUAGAUGGUGUCAUGCACGAAUUUCUUGUGGGGAUGCCAGGGCAUCCGCAAUCGGGGUUGGUAUAUGAAACUUUAGGCACAUUAGAGAAAGCAAUGAAGGUUCCUUAGAGCUGUACUUUUAUGAUAGAACAAGUUGAUUCAUUCAGAUAGUGAUGGCUUGCCGGUGGCGGGCGUGGCUCGAAAAAAUUACACUCAGUGGGAAGGAGUUGUCAUUUGAAGGCGAGAUGUUGUCGCAUCUGAGCCAUAUGCUUAACCUCAGACAACCCAAUUCAAGUACCUAUGAAAGAAAGGUUGUGCAGAUUAAAAGAGAAUGAA
Rhodamnia argentea is the source of this 2166-nucleotide messenger RNA. Its product is annotated as putative pentatricopeptide repeat-containing protein At3g08820. Gene Ontology annotation, molecular function: RNA binding; protein binding. The coding region runs from base 97 to 1959 and encodes 620 amino acids. The record is from RefSeq and is a predicted model, not a curated record. Gene Ontology annotation, biological process: RNA modification. The transcript has a single exon. NCBI's taxonomy places the organism in Eukaryota, Viridiplantae, Streptophyta, Magnoliopsida, Myrtales, Myrtaceae.